UGGGGAAACAAGAGCAACAUCUUUGAACAAGAACCAUCGCCUGCAGUAGACGAAGCAUGGAACGAGAUCUCAAGCGCCAAAUACAUGUUGGUAUCAAAGAAAGAUCUCAUCAAGAUGCACGGAACGCUAGAUACAGCAGUGGAAUGGCCCGACAAUCCUGGCGAGUAUUUCGUAGAAUUCCAUUCCUACCAUCUUCUGCACUGCCUCGACGUCUUGCGAAGAAACUCCUAUCACAAUUUUCCACACUACUACAAGCCCGAACUCCUUAAUCCCAUCCAUUGGAUCCAUUGGACUCAUUGUCUGGAGAUGAUACGCCAAGAGCUAAUAUGCAUGCCAUCCAUGCACCUCAGUCGCAUGGUAUGGCAACAAGCCCACCGUGAACCGACACCAGAAUUCCGCACCCAUCGAAUGUGCAUGCGGUGGGAAGAUUACCAUUCAAUGGCCAAAGAGAGAGAGAUGCCGAAAGCG
Sphaerulina musiva SO2202 is the source of this 468-nucleotide messenger RNA. RefSeq lists its product as uncharacterized. The annotation marks the transcript as partial. Gene Ontology annotation, biological process: mycotoxin biosynthetic process. NCBI's taxonomy places the organism in Eukaryota, Fungi, Ascomycota, Dothideomycetes, Mycosphaerellales, Mycosphaerellaceae. The transcript has 2 exons. The record is from RefSeq and is a predicted model, not a curated record.